CUCAGAUUUUCACAACAUCCAACAUGGCUGCCUCCGUAUCUUCCCUCGUUUCGUACGGCAGCGAUUCAGACUCAGAAAAUGAGUCUGAAUCUGUUACCGGUGCCGAGAAAGUGACUCCGGUGGACCCGGACGCUACGGCUCACCUUAAACCUCUGCAGUCUGCGCCCACAAUGUCUGUGGCUGUUCUUAAUUCUGCCCCGGAGGUCGCUGUUAAGGAAUCCGUUGAGACUGGCACACACCUGGACCCAUCGUUGAAAGAAGUCACUUACAACCCAACAUUUGAAACCAUGUUUGCACCCGAGUUUGGGCCAGUGAACCCUUUUAAAAGCCAGCAGAUGGCUGCCCCCAGGAACAUGUUAUCUGGCUAUGCAGAACCGGCUCACGUCAAUGACUUCAUGUUUGAACAGCAAAGGAGGACCUUCUCCACAUAUGGUUAUGCUUUAGAUCCCUCUGUUGACACACAUCAAGCGUCUUCUAAUACCUACAUCGGUGCAGUGGACGAGGCUGAGAAAAAUAAAGGGCUGACUGUGUUUGAGACGGGUCAUAAGAAGUCAGAGAAGAGGAAGAAGCUCAAAGGCGGAGAUGCUGGAGAAAUAGACAACUUCCUUGGACCAUGGGCGAAAUAUGUAGAUGAGAAAGACGUGGCUAAACCCUCAGAGGACGAGCAGAAAGAGCUGGAUGAGAUCACGGCCAAGAGGCAGAAGAAGGGACGGAAUGAGGAAGAUGCUCCAGCAGAUGAGAAGACCAUCCUCCAUGUUAAAGACAUGUAUGAUUACCAGGGCAGGUCAUACCUCCAUGUCCCCCAGGAUGUGGGCAUCAACCUGCGUUCUGCAGACGCUCCGGACAAGUGUUACCUGCCCAAGAAACAGAUUCAUGUCUGGUCUGGACACACCAAGGGUGUCAGUGCUAUCCGUCUCUUUCCCAACUCUGGUCAUCUGCUGCUUUCCUGCUCCAUGGACUGUAAAAUCAAGUUGUGGGAAGUGUACGGUGAGAGGCGGUGCAUUCGGACGUUUAUUGGUCACAGUAAAGCAGUGCGAGACAUUUGCUUUAACAACACCGGGACCCAGUUCCUCAGCGCUGCAUACGACCGCUACCUUAAAUUAUGGGACAGCGAGACAGGCCAGUGUAUCUCCCGCUUCACCAACAGGAAGGUGCCGUACUGCGUCAAGUUCAAUCCAGACGAAGACAAACAGAACCUUUUUGUGGCCGGCAUGUCAGAUAAGAAGAUUGUGCAGUGGGACAUCAGGACAGGAGAGGUGGUUCAGGAGUACGAUCGCCACCUGGGUGCCGUCAACACCAUCACCUUCGUUGACGAGAAUCGUCGAUUUGUCAGCACGUCAGACGACAAGAGUCUUCGAGUUUGGGAGUGGGACAUCCCCGUGGACUUCAAAUACAUCGCAGAGCCCAGUAUGCACUCCAUGCCGGCUGUGACUCUCUCUCCCAAUGGUAAAUGGCUAGCAUGCCAGUCCAUGGACAACCAGAUUCUGAUCUUUGGAGCCCAAAACCGUUUCAGACUAAACAAAAAGAAAGUCUUCAAGGGCCACAUGGUGGCUGGCUACGCCUGCCAAGUGGACUUCUCCCCAGACAUGAGCUACGUGGUAUCAGGAGAUGCGGACGGGAAGCUGAACAUUUGGGAUUGGAAGACCACCAAACUCUACCACAGGAUCAAGGCUCAUGACAAAGUGUGCAUCAGCGCCCUGUGGCAUCCACACGAAACCUCCAAGGUCAUCACCUGUGGCUGGGACGGACAGAUCAAACUCUGGGACUAGAGCUGUGCUGGUGGGUUUAUUUGGGACGGGGUUUCUGGGAAGCGAUGGACUAUUUGCCCCAUGGACCUGGUGAAAUAGUUUUUGAGUGAAAGCCAACGGACUGGUAUCCAGUCUUUUUGGGGAAGCCUAUUUUUGUAUCCCAUCAGGAGGCCUCAAAGUAUUUCCUCGUGUAAUAUCUGUACAAAGAUGAACACAAGCAGCUUUUAAAAAUUGUAAGGGAAGUUACAGCGGAACCCUUGGCAUUUUUUAAAUAUGUUUUUUGUUAUUUCAAUUCGCAGUGUCCUGUGUAGUACCCUUUUGAAGUAAAGAUUCUUUGUUUUCAAUUGUGAUCAUCCCUUUUUUGAAAUAAACAUCCUGUAUGUUUGA
Molecule: messenger RNA, 2135 nt
Organism: Amphiprion ocellaris (clown anemonefish)
Lineage: Eukaryota; Metazoa; Chordata; Actinopteri; Pomacentridae
Gene: cdc40
Product: cell division cycle 40 homolog (S. cerevisiae)
Exons: 15
Coding region: 24-1769 (581 amino acids)
Biological process (GO): mRNA splicing, via spliceosome
Cellular component (GO): catalytic step 2 spliceosome
Molecular function (GO): protein binding; mRNA binding
Source: RefSeq, a predicted model, not a curated record